Messenger RNA from Acanthochromis polyacanthus (spiny chromis), 10572 nucleotides. It is a transcript of the gene mafa, whose product is annotated as v-maf avian musculoaponeurotic fibrosarcoma oncogene homolog a (paralog a). The transcript is spliced from 3 exons. Gene Ontology annotation, biological process: regulation of transcription by RNA polymerase II. The coding region runs from base 388 to 1383 and encodes 331 amino acids. NCBI's taxonomy places the organism in Eukaryota, Metazoa, Chordata, Actinopteri, Pomacentridae. Gene Ontology annotation, molecular function: RNA polymerase II cis-regulatory region sequence-specific DNA binding; DNA-binding transcription factor activity, RNA polymerase II-specific. Gene Ontology annotation, cellular component: nucleus. The record is from RefSeq and is a predicted model, not a curated record.
UCGCCCCACCAGUCAGCGGCUUCUAACGUAGCGAGGCAGCACUCACUACUCUCUGCUCUCGGCUGGUCUCCCUCUCCGCCUGCGUAAUGUGCGCAUGAAGAAACCCGUAAAGUGUUAAAUGUUUGAAAUACAAAACCGCCGAAUUUCACAUGCUGAGAAAGGACUUCGCUACUCGUGCGCGCGGCACUGCUGUGUCUGUGCACUAGACUCUGCAAAGAAAAACUCCGCACACGCCUGCAAGUCCGCGGCUGCAAAAGGGACGCAGAAAAGCUCAUUUUUCAGUUUCAAGACAAACGCUUAAAAAUCAAACUGGCUCACGUUCUACCCAACCAGCCCAGUUUGACAGCUGCUCUUCACCCCGUUUGGAGGACUGUCAGCAGCAAGAGGAUGGCAUCAGAGCUGGCAAUGAGCAACUCCGACCUGCCCACCAGUCCCCUGGCCAUGGAAUAUGUUAAUGACUUCGAUCUGAUGAAGUUUGAAGUGAAAAAGGAGCCGGUGGAGCCCGAUCGCAACAUCAGCCAGUGCAGUCGCCUUAUCGCCGGGGGAUCCUUGUCUUCCACCCCGAUGAGCACGCCUUGCAGCUCGGUGCCCCCUUCCCCAAGCUUCUCGGCGCCCAGUCCGGGCUCGGGGAGCGAGCAGAAGACACACAUAGAGGAUUUCUACUGGAUGUCCGGUUACCAACAGCAGUUGAAUCCAGAGGCGCUGGGCUUCAGCCCCGAAGACGCAGUCGAGGCGCUGAUCAACAGCAGUCACCAGCUCCAGUCCUUCGAUGGCUAUGCCAGGGGCCAGCAGUUCUCUGGCGCAGCCGGAGCAGGAGGCACCAUGGCCGGGGAGGAGAUGGGCUCCGCCGCGGCGGUGGUGUCGGCAGUCAUCGCUGCGGCAGCCGCUCAGAACGGAGGGCAGCACCACCACCACCACCAUCACCACCACAGCAGCGGCCACCACCAGGCGCCCGGCGUCCAGUCCAACGGCACUUCUGGGACGAAUCACCCACACAUGCGCUUGGAUGAUCGGUUUUCAGACGAGCAGCUGGUGACCAUGUCGGUGCGGGAACUCAACCGGCAGCUACGGGGGGUCAGCAAGGAAGAAGUGAUCAGAUUGAAACAGAAGAGGAGGACCCUAAAGAACAGAGGCUACGCGCAGUCCUGCCGGUUCAAGCGGGUCCAGCAGCGGCACGUCCUGGAGGGAGAGAAGACGCAACUCCUGCAGCAGGUCGAGCACCUAAAGCAGGAGAUCUCCAGGCUGGUCCGGGAGAGGGACGCGUACAAAGAAAAGUAUGAGAAGCUCAUCAGCAACGGCUUCAGAGAAAAUGGAUCCAGCAGUGACAACAACCCUUCAUCCCCGGAGUUUUUCAUGUCAUCAAGAAAAUUCCUCCAUCUGUGAUUUCAAGCUCCAUUCUUCCGUGCCCUUGGAUCCUGGAGACAACCCAACAAAUGAGCAGUGAUGACAUCAGAGCGGCUGACCAAUCGCACCAAGACACCUACAAAGCACAACAUUCAAAAUGACUUCGCUGAAGAACAACAGACAAGACCCACCAGAAUCCCUCAAAAUCCCUACAGUGAAAUUCUUGAAAGCCUCUUACUACUCCAGUUUCCCUCCCUGAUAUUUUACCUCCAGCUUUUUUCUACAAAACAUGAAAAAACAAACGAACAAAAAAAAUGUGGACAAAUUCAUAAUCAUGAGACGGUCGAUGACGCCACAUAAAUACAUUGGAAGGACUAUUUUCUCUUCGGUGGGAAGAUCACCGAUGCAUGCUUCUGUAAAUAGAUCAUAGUAAAAUUUAUUCUUAUUCCUAGUAUAGGAAACAUACCAAGUCGCUCUCACCAAAUUCAUAAACCUUCAUUACGGUGGAUAGAGUACUCAUGGUUCGAUAUUUUCCAUAUUAAAUCAGUAUUCUUCUUACCUAUUCAGAGCCCAUGUAAUUAUCAUUUCAAGUACCAUUUCUCUAGUCUUUAGAGUUAUUUGGACUGUAAAAAUUGUACUUCUUAUUCUUCUUAUUCUCUUUACGUAACAGCCUAGUCUUCCUCUCCAAUAUCCACACUAGUACAUGUAAAUAGAAAUGAAUGAAGACAGCAGCAUGGACCAGACUAUAGUGUAUAUUUACCGCCCUGUUAGAUCACAAAUUGCCGUAUGUGGAUAUUUCAGACAACCUUUUUAAAAGUUUAAAAUACUUGAACUUCUUUUCUGAUAGACACAGUUGUAGAUAUCUGGACACUUUUCAUAUGUAUUUGAAUAGAUCCAUACAGGCAUUAGGUAUAGGUAAUAAUUAUUAUUUGACCACCUUACAAGGAUGAUAAAGCAGAGAUUCCUUUGGUAUUGUCAGUCAGUUUCACUGCGAACCAGAUAAACAGAAAAGGAAAAGCGGGCAAAUACACUGAAGCCACGAGCCUGACUUAUUACUUUUAAGUUUUGUUUUUUUUACAUUUGACAUAUUAUUUGAUGUCAUUAUUUACAUUUGUCACCCAAUAUCUAUUCAUGUAUUACUUCCCAUUGCAAUAAUUGCCCCCACCUUCCCCAGAUCCAUGUUGGAACUGCUGGAUCAAAGCUGCUGUCAGUCUGCGAGGGGCUCAUUUUUUUUCUUUGCAUGGUUUGAAUUCCAAUCCUGAGCCUACACAUGGGGGGGAAGAAAGAACACCUCAUUGACUGUAAUGUAGACAUUAGGACUCUGAACCUCCGUCUUCUAUGGACUAUGAAGAAAACCAAAUGGACUGACAGAUAACAUGCCAAGCCAAUGAACAGACGACCUCAAAGAAGAACACCUCAGUGGUGAAGACAGAAAACCUUUGCAUGGACAACAGGAAGAAUACUAGCUCGUUGAACACCUCAUCUCCACUCUCAUGCAUCCUCUACCUCUCAGUGUCUGCUGUGCAUCCAGGAGCCCAUGUAUUUUCAGUGACCCCCUCUAAUGUCCCCACUUUUUUCCGCUGCAUGUCCCUACAGAGCCUCGUGAGGAGAGUUCAGCGUUGAAUGCCACCGAUUUAUGCACAUGGCAAUGGGGAAAACAAAACAAAUGCUCACUUUGAAACACUCACAUUACAUACUGUAUGAGCGCAUGCAUACAGAUGCACAAUCUUACACAGCGCCACUCAAAUACUUCGCUGUAUAUAUGUACAGUAUGUGCACUAUGUAUAGUCUCAGAUGCUGUACUUUGCAUGUUGACUUGUAGAUGGAACGUGACCACUAUUCAUAGAGGAGGAUGCGCAGGUGGACAGUGGGUAAACUCUUUAAACCAAUGCAAGCUGUUUGUCAGCUUUACACCUGUUUGCUUUGACUUGAGAAAAUGCACAGUAACAUGACAGCAACAGUUUCAUGUCUCCCGCUCCCAUUGUGAGAGGUUGUCCUCCACUAAACAGCGGUGCUGAUGCGGUGUAAACUCUUAAAAGGGGCACAAACACUCCCGUUUGAUGUCAGACAGAACCUGGCCACAGUAAGCGUAGGUAGAAGAAGAGACGAGGGAAGGCAAACUGGGGCGCUCCAAUUAAGUGGCAGCACACAAAGUGGCAUGGGGCAUCCUGCCAGCAACUGUCUAUUCAUCCUGUGUCAAAGGGAUUUUCACGUCUCAAUGAGUCCACGCAGUGACAGAGGAGUUCAAGAGGAAAGCAGAGAAAGGAAGGUCUGGCAGUAAGGAUGGAUAGGAAAAAUAGAUGUUUUGACAAAAAAAUAAGGCUAUGCUGGGCUUUUCUUAGUGUAUUUUACUGGUCUGAUCACCAGUAUGAUAUUUCUUUCUGACCUCCUUGGAGAGUCCAAUAACUCCUUGACCUCAAACUGUUAAGGCGUCAUGCAGCUCUCUGGGCUGUCAUGACCUCGCGUCCUGUCUGAGGUUAACUUUGUGUUAAUGAGCAUGGCCCUCAGUUCAACCAGAUGUUCAGCCUUGUGGUUAAAUACCUGUUAGCUCCUGUGAUUCUUUAAUGCCUGCCCACUCCAUCUGUACGCUUUCUGGACAACGCUAAGAAACAUCUUCACUGAGUUAAAAAUAAAUGUCAAGCAGGGAGGAACUUACACUCUGGUGUGUUUCCUUUUGGAGUAAAAACAAUAAAAAUCUGAUAACAAUAAUCAGCGUAAACCAAAAAGCAGAAAAGCAGAAGACAUGUGGGUACCAUUUGUUUGUUCUACUGUACAGUCAAUUUGUACAAGGAAAUCUCCUUAAAUCAAAUGUUGUCAGAGCACACUAAAUCACAUGAAGGUAUUUACAGUCAACAUGUAAACAAACUUGAAAUUAGGUCUUAUGACUUAGCAGUGAUUAGUUAAAGAAGAUUUAAAAUACAGCUAGGAUGAAGAUGUCACUCAAAAGGGAGAUGUUGGAUGUGGAAAAGACAGAAGACACAGAGAAAGUGCUUCUUUGAGCCUCACGGCUUUCCACUUUGUUUGCUUUUCUAUUUUUUGAAUGCAAUACUGGAACUACCAAAUGAAGUGACGUUCCUCCGUUCUCAUAGUCAGGCAGCAGGUGUGCUUUUAUCUGAAACAUUAACCCAGAUCAAAACAAGACGCAUAGUUGAACACCUUCAGAUACAGAAUGUGUGCACACAAACAAACACAUAACUGGUCCUUUUAUGACAGACACAUGCACGCACACACACACAGAGGCAUGCACACACCAUGCUAAUCUAAACAGCAAGGCUGUAUGUAAACAGAUCGUCGACAUAAUGGGAUUGUUCAGUGUGCAAACAAUAAGCUGUUAGCGUAAUCACAGGUCAAAGAUAUAUUACCCAGAGGGCCGCGCUGUAUGUAUAUUAACAUGAUGGAUAUGUGGGAGAGAGGCGGGGGGCAGGGAUAUGAGGGAUAUAGAGCUCCACUGAUUCAGAUUUACCCCCUAUUGGGCCCCGUCCUCUGCCUUUCUCUCCUCUUCCUCCCUCAUAUGGGCCCUACUUAAUCAGCCUUCCCUCUUUUCUUCUCUUCUUGUUCCUUCCCCCAUUCACCAGCCUCUUUCCUAGACUCGUUCGUCCCUUUCUUUUCCACGUCUUCCCUCCAAUUCCUCAUCCCUGUCCUUUCCCAUCUUCGUUUCCUUCAUCCUUCUCCCAUCUCCCUCUUGUCCUGGGCAGAUAUAAUCUGUUUCAGCAAAGCAGUCAAUCCACCUCCAUAGCCAGUGGGGUAUCAGGAUAAAGUAGCUCCACAAUCUUGUUUUUGGAUUAAGAAAAGAGAUCAUACCGAUAAUGAGCAAUCGAGGUGCCUCAUCCAGACAGAAAGACAGCAUUUUGUAGCAAUAUUUUGGAGAUAUUCAUAUUCUAUAUUUCUAUGAGCAAUGUGAUAAACAGACCAGCUUCGUUGUUAAUAAAGUACUGUGCUUGUGUGUUUCAGCGAGUAGCAGCAUACAAGUGUCAUGUCAGUUGGGAUAAACCCUGCGUAGCUUACUCUAUAAGCUCAGCUUAUUACCUUAUCUCUACUUUAUUUGAUUAUCAUCUAGCCCAUUCUCUCAACUGGUUAAUAAGUCCAUGCCUUCCUGACUAAACACUCCAUUAGUGUCAUCACUGGGUGGCUUGUGUGUGUGUGUCUGCAGCCUGUUGACCACUGAAGCAGAUACACAUUGAGGCCAAGUGACAGAGUAAACAAAGAGGCUGCACACUGGGCAGAAAAACAACCUGUAAGACAGACAAAGAUGGCCACUCCGAUUAAUUUCAAGAUAUGGUUUAAGGCCUAUAUAUGGACAACCACUACAUCACGCAAUAAAGUCAAAAUGACCACAAAGAUGAACUAUGUCUAAAUACGGUAAGCAAAAAACAUUGAAUUGUAAGAAGGUAAAAACGCUACUAAGAUGCAACCCUUCCAGUUAGUCUAAAGAUUCAUUCAAACAGCACAAGAGAGUUGCAAUGCAGGGGGAGCUGUUUAAGGAGAGGUUGUUUUACACUCAGAUGAUGUUUUACCAGAUAGCUGGACUCCAUGACUUGAAUAACAGUACAAAAUAUUAACAGCUAUAUUAAAUGAAUGUUUGUUUGAUAAAAAAAGACUUUGUAAAAAAUUUUAAAAAAGCUUAAAGCAAUAUGUUACAAUUCCCACUGUGCGUUUCAGCAAGAAUUCUGUUAAGUGUACCACGGAAAAAGCAUGAUGCUAAAAUCUGAAGCUUUAAUUAAUUAAGUUUUGAUUUCUAGAUCGACUUUGGAUGAUUUUGAUUACUAUGCCAUAUCAUUUUUAUUCCCAGCAGAAACCGUGAAGAGUUCUGAAUUUGCUUUAACACACAACACUGACUGGUUUCUUCUCUUUAGUGUCAUUGACAACUGAAAUAAUGUAAACUAGUCACUUUAACACUAACCUUUGGGGUCACAGCAUUAUCUGGGCGACUUCUGUAAUAAGCAUUUUAAUUAUUGUUGCAAGAAAAAUAAUUAGGCAAAAAUAAGUCCCUUUUCAGCAGCUCCUCCCACCUGCACAUGGACGCUCUUUUCUCCUCCCUCUCAGACACAAGCCUCCACACUGACAAACAGGCUCAAUGCCUGAGAGAGUCUAUGUCGGCUGGAGUGUCAUGAUUAGCAGUGACCUCAAGUUAGACAUGGUGAGGGGCAAUGGGAGUGGGUUCAAAGGUGAAAGGAUUACAGCGACGCAACCCAUGUCAACUGCCCUGCUUUAAUCCUGACCUCCAGGCUGACCUAAGACUCUUGAAAAAUGAUUCACAUGUAUGAGCUCAACAUAUCACGCGUACAUCCACACAUUACUCACAGAAUAUUUAACUUGUAUGUCUGUAAUUUGAGUGUUUAAGCUAAAAGAGGCCUUGUAAAUUAUAUCAUAGAAAAUGGCAUGGAUUCUAAUCCAGAGAUGCUAUGGAUGAGGGUUGUUCUAAUAGCCAGACGACAGUAAAGACAGAACAGACCUCCUUAUGUCACAUAGCUAAUGACAGGGAUGAAUAAUAGAGCCUUUAAAGCCCUUACUCCCACCUCAUUCUGGCCGGCACAUAAGCUUGAGCUCUAGGUGGGCAGUUAGCCAUCAAGCCCCUCGCUGAGAUGAGAUGGGCUCCCAAGAAGAUUGGGGAAGGGGGCGGGGGGGGGGGAAGUUGAAAGAAUCGGAUUAACCAAAAUGCCUCAAUUGCUCAAUUGGAAGAAAUGCUCUGGGCUGACCUCAGUGUAAUAGCAUUGAUAAAUGUUGUAAACCAAACCUUUAGCGUUUGAUUAGGCAACGGAGGAAAUCACAACCUUUAGCUGUGGUGAAACCUCUCAGAUCUGCACAUAAUGGACGUAUGUGAACAUUUCAGAAUACAUCGAAGUUAAUAUAUGCUGCGGGGACUUUUACAAAUGCCCAAGUUGCGACUAUGGAGACAAAUAAUUGGGGAAACAAUAAAUUGCCAGGAGCUGUGGACAGGUGGCAUUUCAGUCUGCACCGUUUAGCUGUGCAGUCUGGUUUCUGACAGCUUGAUUUAGUCUCCUGCACCUGAGCCAGAAAACAGAGAGAAAAUUAACGGCAGGAAAAACAGCUUAACUAGAUUCCAAUUUGCCUGCUUUGAAACACAAUUGAUGAAGUUAAUGCACACGGAGAACCCAGAAUGGACUUUUUGGGAGCUGCACCAAGCUGACUGUGAUCAUGUAAAGAUUGCCCACACUAAUUCAGGGUCAAAUAGACUAGGCAGUCAGGAAGGUAAUAGUACUGAUUUUAUUUACAUUUCCUUUGCCAUUUGAGCGGAGGCCAGUUUUGUGGGGACAUUAGGGGUUUGUCUUUAGGGUGUAAAACGGAGAUUACAGUGGCUCAAGCGGAGAUUAUUGGAUACAUGCUGUUCUCCCUGCUGCGAACAGGGUGUAAUGCUUCAGUUUUAUAGAAGUGAAAAGUUUGCAGAGUCCAGAAAGUUAUGAAUACAUCCCUUCUGGGCCCCCUACGGAGCAGAGAGUGUGAGACAGCAGGGGAUAACCAUAUGCUAUCAAAGUGUUCUUCAAAGCUCCCAUCUUUAGUCCAUGAAAUUAUACAGUAUCAUCACAUAUACCUGACAAAAAAACAGAAGAAACAUAAUUACACAGCUCAAUGUACAAACAGAGAAAAAAACAUCUCUUGAAAAACAUGUCUUAAGAAAUCUGUUGGCUUUAAAUGCUGAGGGAACAGUCCCCCCCCCUUUCUUGAAUCGCGUUGUUUAAACUUUGUUUAAACUGCGCCCCAAUAGCGUGGGUCUGCUCAUAAUUUUGUUUUUACAUGCUUUUAAAAUACUGCUGCUGGUGGACAAUUAAAAAUUUAUGAUUCCUAUCACAAUGAGCCCCUUCACUGUUACCAGAGGUUAAUUUGUGCUCGCCCCUCAUUUCAAUUGUACUAUAGUAAAUGUCCACAUUAUUUCCCACAUGGGCCUGGAUGAGGGGUUUGAUUAUCCAAAGGUAGACCUUGGUUGGCUCUGUUAUUGUCAGAGGGGUCGUAAGCUGCAGUAACAGCUUCUAGGGUCUUAUUGCUAUGGCGAUCAGCCCCCUGCCACUUGGCCUCCGUGACCCCAGUCAGAGAUAAGCUUUAUGGGAAAGCACAUUAACAUGCUCGGGCAGUCACCUCCCUCCUUUAUCAAAGGCAGUUCUGUGAAAUCAAGUGUUUAUGAACCCCCAGUGAGGGUAUAGUGCUGCUGAUUGCCUAUAUUAGAGGUUGACUGUAAAUGAGCUGGAGGUGGACAAAGGACCUGUAGUAGUGGGGAGAACUGAGGAUGCGAUACUGAUGUUAUUCUCACUAAAUGAGCAAUAUCUUUAAUGACUACAACACCCCAUGAGGAGGUUACAAGUCCCUGGAUUACAAACACUGUCUGCAGUCUAAAUAUAUCCACGUCUUCCAUUCUUUUGAGAAAAAAAAACGGACACUACCAUAAAAUAAGAGACAUGAAACGUACUUAUGCAUAUGAUGUAACAUAAUGUUUUGGAGUUAUUGAUUCUAACAGCACUAUUGUACACUGUAGCGACAGAAUCUUCCUUUACUGUCAUCUUCUUUGUUUGAAGCUGAUUCUGUAAACUAAAAUGGGUGUUUUGUUUAUUUCCAUGCACAUGUGUUACUUUGAUGUGGGCAUUUUUCUGUAGCUACGAAAGACACAAUGCUAUAAAAAACAAAAAAAAAAACACCGAAGUGUCAGCAGUGAGCGUCUGCUUACAGCCCGAUCACUGGUGUAAGAUCCUCUCAGUAUGUCUGCAAUGAUGGAUGGUGAUAGCCCCAUGUCUUUGUACACAUCAGGGGGCCCUACUGUUGUCACUGGACAGAUAGAGGGAGCAAGAAAGAGAAAGAUGUAGCCAGCAGCUUAAUGUCCUUCUCUGGUGCUGUGCAUGCUCUUUCCUAUUUGCUUUUCCCUUCACGGCACGGUUAACAUCGUAAAUUAACCUUUCCAAGCCCCCCCUGUGCUCAGAGACUGGUGCGCAAUACAGACAAAGGAAAAAAUAGAUCUGUGUUAUGCAAUGCGGCGGCAGCACUGGUCAGAGACGUAGCCCGUUACAGAAACGAGCUAUUCCUUCCUCGGCGAUAGGGGAUAAAACAUAAAACAACACACUUUGUUCAGUCAGGCAAACAUUCUAUUUUAUGUGCAUGUCCUGUGUACUCUGCAAAUCAGUAUGAGGCUGCUUUUUGUUCUCCAUCCUAGAAAUGUAAAUGAAACACAUGAAAGAAAAGCGUAUUGUAGAUCCUUCUCUUCUUAGUUCAAGUCUGUAAAUAGGAUGUAAAUACCAAACAGCUAUGCAUGCUAAUAUACAAGCAAUUUGUUCAGGUACUUUUGUAAUCCAGACUUCUCAUAUGGCAUGUAACGACGACAAAAAGCAAACAUGGAAAAACAUAAAUAAAUUGUGAACAAGGAUAUGGUUUGUAAACAACUUCAAAACUGAAAAAUAUAUGUCUUUGCUGUUAAUGUUUUCUUACUGAUAACUAAUGCAUCGGCCUGCCAUUUACUACAGUGCUCUGCUCAUGUUACUUGUUAUCUUUUUUAUGUUUCAUAAGGUAGGGCUGAGGCAAAAAAAAAAAAGGCCAUAAAUCACUGGUUUGUGGAAUCAUUGGGUUGGGGAAUAAGAGGAUGGGGGGAAGGAUGGCAGUCUGACCAUAUUGUUUGUAGUUCUUUCAUUGCCGCUGCACGUUCACAUGCAUAGGCCUACACUUAAUAAUUAAUUACAUAUCCUUAGUGUCUGCCACAGCCAAUAAAAUGUUGUGGCAAAAACCAUUUAGCUUGAAAGCGGUGACAACUGGGCUGCCACUGGAGUUAUCUCACCAAAAAACAAGUCCUAUCACCAGCUUUAAAGUGUGUUAUUUCAGAAUGGCACACAUUUGCUUCUGAUAAAUGAAUGCAAACCCAUUAAACUAUGAAGCUGGUAUACCAAGUAAUUUUGACUCAUUCCAAAUUUUCCAAAUGAUGAUUUGCAAGGGAAAGAGAUUUCAAAAUCUUUCAAAGUGUUUUUUUUCUUCUGCAUUUUUAAUACUAUGUCCAGUGAAAAAUGAUUAUCUAUAUGCCAAAUUUGCCUCUGCCCUAGCAACUGUAAUAUGACAUUUUAAGAAAAUAACAGCGGAGGAAGUGUGAAGAAAAACGGUUUUGGUUUCUAAGAGUGUUUAUUUUCAACCAUGUUAGAACCAUGUUAAAUCCCAAGGCGCUCAUGGUAGAUGGAAGUGUCUAAUUUUUAACCUGUGCUAAAGAUAUUUUAAAUUUAAUAAAUAAUUAUUGUAACAAGAAAA